GGUUUUGCACAGUCAUUUGACCCAGCCUCCUGAGCAGCCCCAUCAAUACUAAAAAGAGAAGUGAGUGGGACUCAUGUUGAAAUCACUGGUUCAACUAUGGGUGUCUUUCCAGCUCCCUGAUCAAGAUAAGUGUGAGGAAGAAGAGCAGGACAAUCCAGCCACAAGACUUUAACUGAUAAUAUCUCUUCAAGCCUUCAAAGAAAGGGACGGGAGGCUAGAAAAUCAACUGAGUUCUAACAGGUGCCCUCUCUGCCUGUGUUGAGAUGGAUCUGUCCCACCGAUUUUCGAAGAGAGAGCUCACCCUUCUGUACGAGGAGGUCCUUUAUACCAUGCUGUACCGCCUGGGUAAACCUGAACCGAACCAUGUUGCUGAUGCCAGUGAGUUGUAUGAGUACGUCCAGAAGGCCUUCCAAAUGUCUCCAGAGGAGCACCAUGUUUUAAUGCAGCGGGUCAAGAGCCUGGAGAGCCCAAUUUUUUGUCUGAAAGCAACUGUGAAGCAAGCCAAGGGGAUUUUGGGCAAAGAUGUCAGUGGGUUCAGCGAUCCAUACUGCCUGCUGGGGAUCGAGGCCAGGAGCCAGGAGCAUUGCAGUGACAGUAGCUCCUCUCAGGAGAACAAGAAGCGGAUGAAGGCUGUGGUAAAAGACCUGAUCCCUGAAGACCAGAUCCAUCGCACUCAAGUCAUAAAUCAAACGCUCAGUCCCGUGUGGGAUGAAACAUUUAUCCUUGAGUUUAAAGAUGCAGCCAACUCCAGCUUCCACCUGGACAUGUGGGACUCUGAUGUAGUGGAAUCCGUGCGGCACAAGCUGGGAGAGCUGACAGAUCUCCAUGGCUUGAAGAGGAUCUUCAAGGAUGCUCGAAAAGACAAAGGUCAGGACGACUUCCUCGGGAACUUGGUUCUUCGCCUGCAGGACCUGCACUGCAGGGAUGACCAGUGGUACACCCUGGAGCCACGGACAGAAACCUACCCCAACAGGGGACAGUGCCACCUGCAGUUCUUGCUGACUCACAAGAAGAGGUCCACCUUCCUGAGCAAGACCCAGCCGAGUUACACUGUCCAUCGCCACCUGCUGCAGCAGAUGGUGUCAUAUGAGAUGUUGCAGCAUCAGGCUGGGAGUAUCUCCUGGGAUGGGGAGCUGAGCAAACAUGCCAGCACAAUCCUGUACCUGCAUGCUACUCAGAAGGACCUAUCUGACUUCCACCAGGUCAUGGCACAGUGGCUGGCUUACAGCAAGCUCUAUCAGGUCCUAGAAUUCAACAGCAGCUGCCUUCUCCACCAGAUCACCAGCAUUGAGUAUCAGUGGGCCCAGGAAAGGCUGAAACCUGAGCAGAAAUCAGAGCUGGCCGAGUCCUUUGAGUCCUUGCUGGCCUACGGUGUGUCUCUCCUUCAGAAGUACCGCAUCAUAUUCCCACUCUCCACACCUCAGUCCACACAGAGGCUGCAGUCAUUGCUCAGAGUCCUGGUGCAGAUGUGCAAAAUGAAAGCCUUUCGGGAGCUUUGCUCACUGACCCCUGACCUUCAGCAGAUGGUGACCGAGGCUCUCAAGCUGGGGACUAUGGAGUGGUUUAACUUGAAGAAACAGCACCUGAAGCCCAUGACGAGGGGCAUGGAGGAGAAUGGCAGAGCCCUGGUCAGGCUUCUUGGGGAGGUGAACUGUGACCUCCAGCAAUGCCGCAAAAUUUGGAACAAAUUCUUCAGCAACACCUUGAGAGUGGAUCUCUUCUCCGUGGCCUACCUGGAGUUGCAGGACCUGGUUUCACAUCAUGUGAAGGAGCAGCUGAGUGAGAUUGACAGUGGCAUGUCCCAGCUCACAGCAGAGAGCCUUUUCCAGCUCUACCUCAGUUUGCAAGAGCUUUAUCGAAUGAACACCUUUCUACCAAGCAGGGAUGGCCCUCUUGCUCUGACUGACUUCUACCAGUGGUUUAAAGAGGCCAUUCCCAAGUGGCUCCAGAAGACCUACUCUAUAGCACUGGAGAGGACCCAGCGAGCUAUCCAAGUGGACCAGCUGGUGCCCCUUGGGGAGCUGAACAAACACAGCACAUCCACUGUUGACCUGUCCACUUGCUAUGCUCAGAUUGUGAAGACUUGGCAGCAGCUAGACUGGCCUGAUCCUGAGGAGGCCUUCAUGAUCAUGGUGAAGCUCGUUGAGGACAUGUGCAAAAUCGCUCUGAUGUACUGCAGGCUCAUCAAGACCAGGGCAGAGGAGCUGUCGUCAAAUCAGCAGGACGAAGGAAAUGCAGCCAACAGGCUCUGCAUUGUGGUGAACAACAUUGAGCAGCUGCGGCUGCUGAUCCUGAGGCUGCCGUUGCAGUUGGACUGGGAGCGGCUGGAACGGCGGAUGGGGGACACCAUUGAUCCUGAGCAGAUCCAGCAUACCCUGCACAACCAGCUCCAGGGCACCGUCUCCUGCCUCGACCAUGAGAUCAGAGACGUGGUGCAGACCCUAGCAUCAAAACUGGAAGGUGGGAUCGCCAGGCACAUCCAGGAGCUGUCGACUUCCAGAGACUCCAAAAGCCCAGAGGAUUCUAUCACGCCUCUCAUGAAGUUCCUGGAGUCGGAGCUGCAGUACCUGAAUGUGCAUCUGGUCCAGGAGAACUUUAACAGCCUCCUGGGUCUGCUCUGGAACCACACCCUGCAUGUCCUGACCACUGCCACCAAACAGCAGGGUUGCUCCUCCAGGCACUACCAGAAGUUGCAGUUUGCUGUGAAGAACCUGGAGCACUGUUUCCAUGCGGAGGGCUGUGGGCUGUCCAAGGACACCCUCCACACUGAAGCAUUCAUGGCCCUGGAGAAGGAGCUGUUGCUCCGCUGUGCCACAAGCCGGGAGCUCAUCCAGAAAUACUUCAGCAACAGACUCCAGCAGCAGUUGGCGACCAGCUCAGAGAAGUACGGGGCUGUGACCAUCAAAGCACUUUACCGGGCCUCCGACCAGAAGCUCCGCAUUGAAAUCCUUAAUGCUGUCAACCUCAUCCCUCUGGAUUCAAAUGGCUCAAGCGACCCCUUCGUCCAGCUGACCCUGGAGCCACGGCAUGAGUUUCCUGAGGUGGUGGCACGGGUGACUCAGUGCAAGAAGAACGAUCUCCAUCCACUGUUUGAUGAGGUCUUUGAAUUUUUGGUCCCUCCAGAGAAGUGCCAGCAGGAGGGGGCCUGCCUGCUGCUCACUGUGUUUGACUACGACACCCUGGGAGCCAACGAUCUGGAAGGAGAAGCUUUUUUCCCCCUCUGCAAUGUGCCAGGGGUCAACAAGAAUGACGAUGAGAUGGACACAGUCACAGUGCCCCAAACACGGCUGCCACUGACCCAUCCCAAACCCACCGGGGACCCAAUCCUGAAGCUGCUGGAGUUUCGCAAAGGGGACAAGGAGGCGCAGGCCUUCGUGAAGCUGCGCAGACAGCGGGCGAAGCAGUCCAAGGAGUUGGAGUGAUGCCCGCAGGCAGGGAGCGGCCAGGAUCCAACCCGCAGAGCAGCAGGCCUGAAACAACUGCAAUCGGUUCCCCUCUGGCCCCCACCCCUUCGCACCUGCAGGCAGUUAACCCAGGGAUGGGCAUGAGGCUGCAGUGGUUUCUGCUUCCAGCCAUUUGUUAGGUUGCUGCCAGGCAGCGGAUGACCCUGGGGAGGGAGGAGGGUCCUGGCAUGCUGAGGACUGGAGCAUUUGUUUCAGGGAGGCAGGAAAUGGCUUCCUACCUACCCCCUUUCUGCUUGGCCACAUUACAGCACCACUAGAGGUGGGAUCGGCCAAGCCUGUAUCAGCCCUCCAGCACGAGCCCACAGCUGUUUGGCCCCACACUGCUCCUUAGCUCACAGGAGACUAAAGAGACAAGGGCCUGGGCCGUGGCUGUUUUGCCAUUUCCACAGGACCUGCUCUGCUCUGGGCUGCAACUGGCAAGGGAGGAGAAGGGGACAGGAGCACAGUGCCACAUGAGGCCAACAGCAAACAGCAGCAGCCCAAGCCUCAGCAGCCACAGCUGCAGCCCUUAGCUCUGCUCCAGGAGCAGCAUGGGAUGCUCUGCCGGUGCUGCCAGAAACGGAAAGGAAUAGGAGAAGCUGCUGAUGCAGCCCCCGCAUGGUCACUCCGGGAAAGGCCCAGGCUCCAGGCACGGUUUCAGCAGACCCUGCUGCUGCGGGCAGGGGAGGAGAGCGCUCUUGCCGAAGCAGAGAGAGCAGCAAGGGGCCUCAGGCUGGGAGCCAGGCCACCCCCUGCUUACACAUCGCUGCCCCAUCCCAGCUAGACAUUUGUUCCUGAAAUCUUCUGCCAACAGGAAUUUUGUGCCCCCCGUUCCCCCAAACUGAAGCUAAGCUCUCCUCAUCGUAUUUUUCCUCAUAUCUACCCCCAAGCUACCCUACUGCCAGCUACUACUCGGCCAUUCUCCUGGCAAACAAGACUGUCGAUACAUCUCGAUCGCCUCUCUCCCAGACUAAUCAAACCCAAGUUCUUCUUCUUUCCCACAGAGGCAGCGCUUUCCAAGUCCCGUGUUGUUUUCCUGGCUCUCUUCCAGUCUCUCCCAAUGUGUCUAACAGCUUUCUGGAACUACAGUGACCAAAGCUGGCCGUUCUAGUGCCAAUUAGAGAGGAACAAGUGCCUUCCUCAUCUUGUGUCUAUCACUCCCAUUAGCACAUCUCUGAAUAGUACUUGCCUUUUCAACACCACUGUCAUGCUGCUGCCUCCUUCAGCUUCAGCUCUGCUGUCACCCCCUCCAUCCUUUCCUGCUUUCUAGACUUAGUCUUCAUGUUGCACUUGCACAUUUGAGUCGGACUGUGCAUUUGCCUUUCUUGAUGUUGAUCUCAGUUGACUUCAGAUGACUUCUCCAGGUGUUCAAGCUCAUUUUUGUCCUUGGAUUUGGCCUGCAGCCCUUCACCGUUUGAGUUCAUCUGCCAAGGACCCCACUUCAUACAGUCUCCCACUUUUAGCUCCUGUUAUGAGCAGCAGCUCAGCUUUCUCUGAUACAUGGAGCUGGAGGAGGAAAGAUAUUCCUUUUUUGGGCAAACGCUCCCCCUCCCAUCUACACUACAGUGAACAGGCAGGGCAUGGCUUUUAGCGCACACUCAAUACCCGUCUUCUGGGCCUUAUGUUGCCGAAAAGACGGGGAAGAUCUGGGCAAUGCUGCAGCUGUAUGGACGCAGACUGGUUGUGUUAUAUGCUCACCAUCUAACUCCAAUCUCGGUGUAGCAAACACAGGUUUACUUGCCUUUGCAUGCACUGGUUUCAUUUCUACCCACCAUCUGAGCUCCUCUUAGCUGAGAUCUAACCCCAGAAGGUUGCUGGGAAGCACCCUGUAAAAGAAGAGAGGAGUCAAAUGACUACGAGUUGCUGAGGGUCAGUCUUCUUCCUCCUUUCCUCUUCCCUCUUUCUCCCCCUUGCCUCUAGAAAUCAGCAGAGACUGGUCAUGCAAAUUGUGGAGGGGAUCAGCUUGCUCCUCAUACUUGCCUCUCCAGGCUGGUACCGCAGAAGCUCCUGCUGAAGGGGCAUGUGUGUGAAGACAACAGGGGCACUCAGAGCAGAGCAGAGCUGGGUAGCAGCACCUGGCUGCAGCGACUGCUCCUCUCAGUCUCGUGCCAGAAGCUGCUCACAGACACUGGGUCACCUCAGCCCUGAGCAGAGGGCUGCACAGCAGCACAGUCCUGGGGGACAUUGAGCCUUGCAGAUGGCCUGGCUGGUGGGGUCAAGUCUGGAAGGCUGGCAGCUUACAAAGUGCGGUCCUGUGCUGCUCCAUGGGGCUCAGGGCAGGGCGCUGGACCACACCAAGCAUCUCCAGCAAGAGGCACUGUAAGGAAGGGUUGGGGAGCAGGGGGGAGAAGGAGGCCACACAGGGGGUUUUAAUCCUACCUCAGCUACACAUUUAUGGCAUCUCCACUUCCCUGUCCAUAAACUGAGGAUAAAGUCCACCUUCCAGGGGGGGGGGCUGACAUGUGGCAACUGCUCACUGCCAUUAUUCCAGACCAAACCCCAUUGAGAAAGCAUGGCAUACACCUGCCAGCAAUGGUGGAUAGCUCCAUUAUUUCUGCAGAGGGAGACGGGCCAUAUUUGACAGAUCUUGCCUUACUGUUUUCAUCAAUAAGCUAUUUCCUAUUUAAAAACAAGUCCUGUAAAAACACCAAACCCCUCUCCUGUAAAGUCAAUGCAGGUGAAAACGUUUGUACAGCAGGUCAAUGGCUCAAUUAAAGGCAAAACUAAAAGGAA
Alligator mississippiensis (American alligator) is the source of this 6176-nucleotide messenger RNA. It is a transcript of the gene UNC13D, whose product is annotated as unc-13 homolog D. The transcript is spliced from 33 exons. NCBI's taxonomy places the organism in Eukaryota, Metazoa, Chordata, Crocodylia, Alligatoridae. The coding region runs from base 264 to 3422 and encodes 1052 amino acids. The record is from RefSeq and is a predicted model, not a curated record.